UUAUUCAUAGUAUUAUUUCUAAUGUCAAAAACAAUUUUUUAAAACAUUUAUAGUACUUUUAAAGGGCAAUUUAAUUAAUCAAUUAUAUUACGAGUACUAAUCCAAAAUGGCGAAUGCUACAAAAACUAUUAUAGAUACUUUGGAUUUUCAUCCAACCUAUAAACCUUAUGGAAUGGACAAUUAUCGAUUGGAGAUUUUGACCAAGGGCCAACAAAAAUACUUGAAUAAUCAUAAAACUGAAAGAAUAAGACAAGACCAUAAAUAUUUAUAUGAUCACCCUGAGAUCCAGGCCAUGCUUCAAAUCAUAAUGAGGAAACUGUUGUUGGAACGGCCUAGCCAUGACAUUGAAACCUUUAUAGGGAGAUACUUUGUUGAUAGCUGGGCCGAAAUUGAAGAACAAGUUGAAGGAUAUAUGAAAAAGCUGCCAUCGAGAUUCGAAAGUAAAACCACCAAAGAUUUCACUAAAGAUGAAAAGCAUGUUAUUUUAGAUGACAGUCGUUACGAUAUGUAUUCAGAUUCGCCAAACGAUUCGGUCUCUGACGAAAUUUCAGGAUCUACUUUGUGCAGAGAUAUACUAGAAGAAAUUAUAGAUGCAGUAGAAAAAGAUGAUCUAAUCCAUUCUAUUUCAUCUGAAUUGGUCGAAAUCAGUGAAGGAUCGGAAAAGGAAUAUUCUGAUGACGAUGAAGUUUACAUAGACCUAGGCCUCGAUUUUGAUAUUGAUUUUGCUGGCUAUCACGAUGAAGAUGAUUAAAC
This is a messenger RNA of Sitophilus oryzae (rice weevil), 753 nucleotides long. Its product is annotated as ciliogenesis-associated TTC17-interacting protein-like. The coding region runs from base 107 to 751 and encodes 214 amino acids. NCBI's taxonomy places the organism in Eukaryota, Metazoa, Arthropoda, Insecta, Coleoptera, Curculionidae. The transcript has 4 exons. The record is from RefSeq and is a predicted model, not a curated record.